AUGACGAUCACCACGCCUAUCACGGAGCUCUUUGGCAUCCAGCACCCCGUCCUCCUUGCCGGCAUGAACGUCGCUGCGGGCCCCAGGCUUGCGGCGGCGGUUUCGAACGCUGGUGGCCUCGGUGUAAUUGGCGGCGUUGGCUACACCCCCAAGCACCUCCGCGGCGUCAUCAAGGAGAUUAAGGAGGGACUCAACAGCCCUGACCUCCCCUUCGGUGUCGACCUCCUCCUCCCCCAGGUCGGCGGCUCGGCACGCAAGACUAACUACGACUACACCAAGGGCAACCUUGACGCUCUCAUCGACGUUAUCAUCGAGGAGAAGGCCAAGCUCUUUGUGUGCGCUGUCGGUGUGCCCCCCAAGCACGUCGUCGACAAGCUCCACAAGCACGGCAUCCUCGUCAUGAACAUGAUCGGCCACCCCAAGCACGCCGACAAGGCGCUCGCUGUCGGUGUCGACAUUAUCUGCGCACAGGGCGGUGAGGGUGGUGGCCACACUGGCUCGAUCCCCACCUCGAUCCUCAUCCCUGCCGUCGUCGACCGCGUCAAGGGCAAGACCUCGCCCCUCACCGGCAAGCCCAUCUACGUCGUCGCUGCCGGUGGCAUGGCUGACGGCCGCGGCCUCGCCGCCGCCCUCAUGUGGGGCGCCCAGGCCGUCUGGGUCGGCACCCGUUUCGUCGCUUCGGUUGAGGCCGGCGCGCCCAAGAAGCACAAGGAGCUCAUUCUUUCCGCCGACCACGGCGACACUAACACCACCCUCAUUUACACCGGUCGUCCCCUCCGUGUUCGCCGUACCGACUACGUCAAGCAGUGGGAGGGCCGCCAGGACGAGAUCAAGUCUCUCACCUCGCAAGGCAAGCUCCCUCACGAGGUCGAGCUCAGCAAGAAGCCCGAGCUCUCUCUUCCCGGUCGCCCAUGGAAGAUCAUCGACGAGAUGGUGGCCACUGCGGAGGUGCAGAUCAAGCGCGGACAGAGCUUCCUCACCGGCGCCAAGCUCUAA
Messenger RNA from Cutaneotrichosporon cavernicola, 996 nucleotides. RefSeq lists its product as uncharacterized. Gene Ontology annotation, molecular function: nitronate monooxygenase activity. NCBI's taxonomy places the organism in Eukaryota, Fungi, Basidiomycota, Tremellomycetes, Trichosporonales, Trichosporonaceae. Bases 1 to 996 code for a protein of 331 amino acids. The record is from RefSeq and is a predicted model, not a curated record. The transcript is spliced from 4 exons.